AUGUUUGGUAAACCUUUCGAAGAUAUUCAAGCAACGCUUACGGUCAAUAGUGCUGUCGGUGAUGGUGUACAUGUAGAUGAGCUGUCAUUGUCGAAUUCACUUCGUAAAAAAUCGGAAGUUUACAUUGAUGAGAUUUUGAAAGAUUAUAAUCAUGUACUUUUUGAUGAUUGGGGAAGUGCUAAUCUUGGAGAUGGGUUGGAAUGUGAAUGGGUUUACGUUAAAAAAGAAGAAAAAAAUGGCGACAAGAAAAAAUAUGAUAAGGUUAUUUUGUACUUGCAUGGUGGUGGAUAUAUUUUCGCAUCACCCGGUGCUUAUCGAAGUUAUACUUCUAAAGUUGCAAAAUCUACAAAUGCAAGACUAUUUGUACCAAAUUAUAGACUUGCACCACAAAGUCAAUUUCCUGCCGCUUUACAUGAUUCCAUAACUGCCUACAAGUAUCUUAUUGAUCCACCAAAAGAUGCGGAUUUUCUACCAAUUGAACCUAAAAAUAUUAUAAUUAUGGGUGAUAGGGGGGUGCUUAGCUCUGAAGUUUGUGAAUUUGCAUCAUUGUCAAGGAGAUGUAUUAAAGCCAGUGGCACCAACAAUUUGUUUAUUUCACCAACAACAAUCAAUGAAGUGACCAACUUGGAAAUUGCUAACAACAACUCUAUCAAGCCAAUAGGAUGGCUCUUCAAAAUGACCAGUGCUUGA
Molecule: messenger RNA, 690 nt
Organism: Entrophospora sp. SA101
Lineage: Eukaryota; Fungi; Glomeromycota; Glomeromycetes; Entrophosporales; Entrophosporaceae
Source: the annotation of a GenBank genome assembly